CGCUUCGUGUACAAGCUCCUCUUGUAAUGCUCGCUCGUGGCGUCAAGACUCUGGGUCGCAUGACGUCUUCACGUGCUGCCGCCUUCUCCACAGGCGCCGAUAUCUCAUUCGCCAACCUCAAGGUCGAGCGUACCUCGACCCCCAAGUCGAAGCUGCCCAAAGAGCAGCUCAAAUUUGGCAAGACGUUCACAGACCACAUGCUCGAAGUGGACUGGGAACUGGGCAAAGGAUGGGGCAACCCGGUGAUUCACCCGUACGGCCCCAUGGCGUUGGACCCUGCCAGCGCUGUGCUGCACUACGCGCUCGAGUGCUUCGAAGGCAUGAAGGCGUACGUUGACGCCGAUGGCCACAUCCGUCUCUUCCGUCCGGACAUGAACAUGAAGCGUCUCAACAACUCGAUGAAGCGUUUGUUGCUCCCGGAAUUUGACGGUGAUGAGUUCACUAAAUGUCUGGAAGAGCUCAUCCGUCUGGACAAGGAAUGGGUCCCCAAGGGCGAGGGGUACUCGUUGUACAUCCGUCCCACGGGUAUCAGUACGCAGGCUUCCAUCGGUGUGGGCGCCAGUGAGAAGGCCAAGCUCUUCAUCAUCCUUUCGCCUGUGGGUCCGUACUACCCCGAGGGCUUCAACCCCGUGAAGCUCUGCGCCAACGACCGCUACAUCCGUGCGUGGCCUGGUGGCACCGGCGGCUUCAAGGUCGGAGCGAACUACGCGCCGGGUAUCCUGCCGCAGUACGACGCCCAGGAGCAGGGCUACUCGCAGAACCUGUGGAUCUUCGGCCCCGACCACGACAUCACUGAAGUGGGCACCAUGAACCUGUUUAUCCACUGGAUCAACGAGCAGGGAGAGAAGGAGCUCAUCACGCCCCCGCUCACUCGUGGCGACAUUCUGCCAGGCAUCACGCGCGACUCGAUCCUGCACCUCACACGCGAGUGGAACGAGUUCAAGGUCACGGAGGGCAACAUCAACAUGAAGCAGCUGCAGAAGGCCAACAAGGAAGGACGCAUCCUCGAGAUCUUCGGCUCCGGCACGGCUGCUGUGGUGUCCCCCGUGUCCACCAUCAACUACAUGAACGAGGAUCUGGCCAUCCCGUUGGACGGCACGGACGGCAAGGCCGGCAAGCUGGCCGAACGCGUGUGGAAGGAGCUGUCCGACAUCCAGUACGGCCGUCGCGAGCACCCGUGGUCGAUCGUGGUGGACUAAAGCGUAGGAGAGCACACGAGCAAGACCCGAGACAUUUGAUAGGAUUGUCGAGAUAUUGCGAACGGAGAACCGUUGCGAGAGUAAGUAUCAAUGCGAUUUUUCGUGCUUGCAUA
Phytophthora infestans T30-4 is the source of this 1312-nucleotide messenger RNA. RefSeq names its product branched-chain-amino-acid aminotransferase. Gene Ontology annotation, molecular function: branched-chain-amino-acid:2-oxoglutarate transaminase activity. The record is from RefSeq and is a predicted model, not a curated record. Lineage: Eukaryota; Oomycota; Peronosporomycetes; Peronosporales; Peronosporaceae. The coding region runs from base 27 to 1199 and encodes 390 amino acids. Gene Ontology annotation, biological process: branched-chain amino acid metabolic process. The transcript has a single exon.